UCAAGAAGGAGGAAGUGGCACACAGUCGCUGUUACAGAGAGGAGAAAUGGCUGAGAAAGGAGUUCAGUUGGACCGAGAAACAAUCUCUUGUUCCAUCUGUCUGGAUCUACUGAAGGAUCCGGUGACUCUUUCCUGUGGACACAGCUACUGCAUGAAGUGUAUUAAAGCCCACUGGGAUGGAGAGGAUAAGAAGAGAAUCUACAGCUGCCCUCAGUGCAGGAAGAUCUUCACACCGAGACCUGUCCUGGAGAAAAACAUCAUGUUAGCAGUUUUAGUGGAGGAGCUGAAGAAGACUGGACUCCAAGCUGCUGCUGCUGAUCACUGCUAUGCUGGAGAUGAAGACGUGUCCUGUGAUGUCUGCACUGGGAGGAAACUGAAAGCCUCCAAGUCCUGUUUAGUCUGUCUGGCCUCUUUCUGUGAGAAACACCUUCAGCCCCACUAUGAUUCACCUCCAUUAAAGAAACACAAGCUGGUGGAGCCCUCCAAGAAGCUCCAGAAGAACAUCUGUUCUCAUUAUGACAAGGAGAUGGAAAUUUUCUGUCGCACUGAUCAGCAGUCUAUCUGUUAUCUCUGCUCUGUGGAUGAACAUAAAGGCCACGACACAGUCUCAGCUGCAGCAGAAAGGACAGAGAGUCAGAGAGAGCUGGAGGUGAGUCGACAAAACAUCCAGCAGAGAAUCCAGGACAGAGAGAAAGAUGUGAAGCUGCUCCAACAGCAGAUGGAGGCCAUCAAUGGCUCUGCUGAUAAAGCAGUGAAGGACAGUGAGGAGAUGUUCACCCACAUCAUCCAUCUGAUCCAGAAAACAAGCCGAGAUGUGGAGCAGCAGAUCAGAUCCCAGCAGGAGACUGAAGUGAGUGGAGUGAAAGAGCUGAAGGAGAAGCUGGAGCAGGAGAUCAGAGAUCUGAAGAGGAAAGACGCUGAGCAGAAGCAGCUCUCACACACAGAGGAUCACAACCAGUUUCUCCACAACGACCCCUCAGUGUCAGCACUCAGUGAGUCCACACAUUCAUCCAGCAUCAACAUCCGUCCUCUGAGACACUUUGAGGAGGUGACAGCAGCUGUGUCAAAGCUCAGAGAUCAUCUACAGGACAUUGUGAGGGACACAUGGACAAACAUCUCACUGACAGGAACUCAACUGGAUGUUUCACUGUCAGAUUCACAAGCAGAGCCAAAGACCAGAGCUGGAUUCUUGAAAUAUUCACGUCAAAUCACUCUGGAUCCAAACACAGCACACAGAAACCUGUUAUUAUCUGAAAGAAACAGAAAAGCAACAUAUAUGGAUCAACAACAGUCUUAUUCUGAUCAUCCAGACAGAUUCACUGGAUGGUGGCAGGUCCUGAGUAGAGAGAGUCUGACUGGACGUUGUUACUGGGAGGUGGAGUGGAGAGGAAGAACAGUUUAUGUAGCAGUCGCAUACAAGAAUAUCAGCAGAGCAGGAAUUGGGACUGAAUGUGGAUUUGGACGUAAUGACAAAUCCUGGGCAUUACAUUGUUUCCAAAACAAUUAUACAUUUUGGUCUAACAACAUCCAAACUCCCGUCUCAGGUCCUCUGUCCUCCAGAGUUGGAGUGUACCUGGAUCACAGUGCAGGUAUUCUGUCCUUCUACAGCGUCUCUGAAACCAUGACUCUCCUCCACAGAGUCCAGACCACAUUCACUCAGCAGAUACAUGCUGGACUUGGAGUUUAUGGUACUGGAACAAGUGCUGAGUUGUGUAAAUUGAAGUAGACAGAGGUGACUGAAGGUGCAGUGAGUCUGAUUGUGUCUUUGAUUCUUUGACUCAUUUAGUCUCCAUCAUUGUUGCUCACAGCUCAUUGUUGUUUUAUUUCUACACUGCACAGAGAUCAACUGUCAACCAAACAGUGACUGUCAGCACUCGUUUAUCUUCUCAUUUCUUCUUCUGCUCAUCUUUCACUUUCCAGCCCAGAUGUAGUUUUUGCUCUCAGUCAGUAAAGAGGAUUUAUUCCAACAGGACCAACAAGUGGAAACUGUGAUUUGAUCCAGUUUGGGUGUGAAGACGUUUUGUUGAGUCCUGACACACAUCAGACAACAGAUGUUGCAUCGUUGUGGACUUGAGAUGGUUUCAUGUAUUGUGAUAUUGAUUUUCAUGAAAGUGAAACUUCACCAUGAGGCUGUGGUGUUGGUUCAGUGUGAAAGCAGCAACAUGUUGAGUCUGAUUUUAAAGCAUGAGGACACAAUAAGUGAUGUUUGAUGGAGGUUUAUAGUUUAUCCUUGUCAGUUUCAAACAUGAAAUCAUAAAAUUCACGUCAUUCUUUACAUUUCACUGUAAAUAUUUCCACGUUUUCACAUUUAACCUUCUCAGAAACUAUUUAUAUCCUUAAAACUGCAUGAAAAUGUAACAAUAUCUGAUGUGUUUCUGAGUUUUGUCUUUGCUUUUCUUUGCUUUGAAUGAUCAGGAAAAUACUCAUUCUUUUUACUUUUUUUUACAUCAAUAGUUUUGUCUUCUUGCUUAGCAGUAACAGCUAGCUAAAUAUCUAGCUUCUACUCCUGAGAAAAGGAUAACAUUAGCAUGGAUUAGCAACCCUGUUGCUGUAAUCAGAGUAGGGUUAGCAAACAACACAUAAAACAUGGAAUUAUAACCGUACCAUUGAUAUGUAAGCUGAGCCAAUCAAGCCUUUGAGAGUUUAUUUCCUAUUAUUGAUGAAUAUGGAGCAGAAAAUUGGAAAAGAGAAGGUUUAGUUUCCAAAGAAUUUGAAGCCCAAAUGUCAUACAAUUCUGGAAUGACCCUUUUCAACUCCGAGUCAUUGAGUGAAGAUUUGUUGUUUUGCCAGUACAUCAAAGACAGAGCAACAGCUGAUGAGCUCUUCAAUACUCUUGAGAGUGAGCUGACAGAACUUGGACUGAAAUGGGAUAACUGUGUGGGAUUUUGCUCAGAUGGCACACAGACCAUGGCAGGAGAAAGACUGCACUGCGGUCACUUCUCGCCAAAUGCGCAAUGGACUGCAUUGCAUCAUUCAUAGAGAGUGUCGAGACAGUUUAGCCCUGAGCUAAAUGAGGUUUUGACCGAAGUUAUUUGUGUGAUCAACUUCAUUAAAAUCUGAACCUUCAGUGUGCACCUGUUCUUUGCAUUUUGUGAGGAGAUGGGAGCUAAACAUUCUGCUGUUUCACAGCGAGGCAAGGUGGCUCUCACGAGGGAAGAUGUCAUCGCAAGUCUUUGAACUCAGAGAGGAGAUUUGGGUGUUCUUGGAGGAGAGCUAGCACAAAGCUGCAAGCAAAUUCAGUGAUGAACAGUUCCUGAUGAAUCUCAGUGAUGUAUUUGGAAAACUGAAUGAAUGAAAUAUUCAGCUUCAAGGCAAAGACAAGGACCCACCUGACCUGGCACACAACAUCAGUGCAUUCACUGGAAAGCUGGAGGCGUGGUGCAGGCGCUUUGAUCAAGGAAAUACUGAUUCCUUUGAGAAUGUGACAGAAUUCGUUGAGAGCAGUGAUUGUGAAGUCAUCACAUUGAUCCCAUCUCAAGCAACACAUCUCUUCACUGAGAGGAUUUUUCCAGAAAUACUUCCCAAACAACAGUUUUCAGUAUGACUGGGUGAUAGAUCCAUUCAAUGCAGCAGAUGAAGUGUCUUUCUGCAGCACCUGCCGAUUUCAGCUCUGCUGAACAAGAACGACUUGUUGAGAUGACAUCUGACUCCACCCUGAAGUUGAAGGUUUAAAGUUCAGACACUGAGUGCAUUCUGGCUUGGUGUGGAGAGGGAUCAUCCACUCAUAGGGAGAGAGCGGUGGCCAUCCUUCUUCCCUUUGCCACAUGUCAAGUGUAGUUAAGAUUUGAGAUCCCAGGAGCAGCCAUUAAAGCGGGAUUCUGGUAUGGAAUGAGCAGAAAACAGGACUGUAUGUUAGAAAGUACUAUAACCUAAUGAUUAUAUGCUUUAUUUUGAGUUAAGUAUCCUGAUAUUGAAUGAUUCAAAAUGAUCCUGUCUGACCAAGUAAAGUUUAACUGCAUAGCUGGAAAAGGAAUGUGGUAAACAGGAUGUAACUACGAGGCCUCAAAACCGCUGCAUUUUCUCACAAGGAGUUGUUUUUCAGUAUUAGAAAUCACAAUUCAUCAUGACUCUAGAAAUGGCAAGUUAUCAUGAUUGAGCUAAAAGUAAUGUGUAUAAGUGGGGAGGUGGGGAUGUGUGUAAUCCAUGUGUGUCUAUGGGGAUGUUAGUGAAGUAUGCAAAUGCAUGACAGACAUUUUAGAUGGAGUUCUUUGCAGGACGUCUCUGGAGUGGGAUCUUUAUACUUUGCAACAAGAGAAGCCCUGAUCGGUCUGCAAUUUUGCUCAGGAGGAGCAAAGGAAUAUUUUCUUUGCCCUGUUUGAAGUAAACAGAAGAUGGAUCCAUUCACCCCUACCCUUUUGGAAAGGGAUAAAGGAUUGUUCCUAGACUGUACGAUUAGACUAACAAGGAUAUCACAACCUACCCUUCUGGAAUUAUAAAUAUGGAUUUUACCUAUUCUAACCAAAUGGAAAAAGGAUAUUUGUGGACUUCAUCAGAACUGGGACUCCUCUACCCCACUGAACAAAGGAGAGUCUUUGCUUUGGGGAGCUGGGCCCUGUGUUGGGUUCCCUAACCACUGCAGGAGGGUCUCCAUGUGUUAGAUCAGGACUGAAGUUGCCAACUUAGGCCAAGCUGUCUACUCUCUCUGGAUUAUACUAUCAGACAAAUUGUUUAGAAAAGUUCAAUUCCAUUUUAUUAACCAAACUGAUUUACUCGGAUCAUGUUUUGAGAAAUAUUCGUAAUUUAGAAUCGUUGCUGUGCUCCUGCUAAAAUAUUAAAAUAAACAUUUAUUCUGCAUUUAAA
This is a messenger RNA of Acanthochromis polyacanthus (spiny chromis), 4800 nucleotides long. RefSeq names its product tripartite motif-containing protein 16-like. The transcript is spliced from 2 exons. Gene Ontology annotation, molecular function: protein binding; zinc ion binding. NCBI's taxonomy places the organism in Eukaryota, Metazoa, Chordata, Actinopteri, Pomacentridae. Bases 47 to 1726 code for a protein of 559 amino acids. The record is from RefSeq and is a predicted model, not a curated record.